AUGGGUCUUCCAUAUCUCAGUCACUUGAAGCUACCUCGGCCGCGAGCGCUGCGUUCCUCACAUCUCCCGCUCCCCUCAUUGACCCAGCACGGCCUGUUACGCUUCGUCAUCCACCCGGAUGGCACUAAUCCGUCCGUGGACGUCUCUGAGGCUCUGGUUGGUGCGUCUCAUGAUGGACCGUAA
This is a messenger RNA of Penicillium concentricum, 183 nucleotides long. RefSeq lists its product as uncharacterized. Bases 1 to 183 code for a protein of 60 amino acids. NCBI's taxonomy places the organism in Eukaryota, Fungi, Ascomycota, Eurotiomycetes, Eurotiales, Aspergillaceae. The transcript has a single exon. The record is from RefSeq and is a predicted model, not a curated record.